Molecule: messenger RNA, 2964 nt
Organism: Lates calcarifer (barramundi perch)
Lineage: Eukaryota; Metazoa; Chordata; Actinopteri; Centropomidae
Gene: sfxn5b
Product: sideroflexin 5b
Exons: 14
Coding region: 138-1115 (325 amino acids)
Biological process (GO): monoatomic ion transport; mitochondrial transmembrane transport; citrate transport
Cellular component (GO): mitochondrial inner membrane
Molecular function (GO): monoatomic ion transmembrane transporter activity; citrate transmembrane transporter activity
Source: RefSeq, a predicted model, not a curated record
UUAACGCAAACGAGGAGACUACACAUCCCAACAGACGUAGCGGCUCGUUGCUUCACUAGUUACACACUGAAUGUAGUUCGCUCCACUUGAAAAUCCGUUCAGGAUUCAGUUCAUUAAUAAAUAAAUAGUUCGGUGUCAUGGCGGAAUCUGCAGCGUGUCCUGCUUUCCAGCUCGGGAAACCCCGAUACGACCAGGGUUCCUUCUUUGGUCGUCUGAGACACUUCAUAGACAUCAUUGACCCCAGCACCCUGUUUGUAUCUGAGAAACGGUUAAAAGAAUGCAUCAAACUUCUUGAUGACUAUAAACAUGACACGCUUCCACCUGGGGUGUCUGAUCUUCAGCUGUGGGAAGCCCAGAAGAUCAAGCAGGCCAUCAUUCAUCCUGACACAGGAGAGAAGAUCUUCAUGCCAUUUCGAAUGUCAGGUUAUGUCCCAUUCGGAACACCAAUUGUCAUUGGCCUUCUCCUCCCAAAUCAGACUGUGGUGUCUACCAUUAUAUGGCAGUGGCUGAACCAGAGUCACAAUGCUUGUGUGAACUAUGCCAACCGCAACGCCACAAAGCCCACACCAACAUCCAAGUUUCUUCAAGGUUAUGUAGGAGCUGUGACCAGUGCUGUCUCCAUUGCAGUGGGACUGAAUGUGCUGAUUCAGAAGGCCAAUAAGCUGAGCCCUGCCACCAGAAUGAUAAUACAGAGAUUUGUCCCUUUCCCAGCUGUAGCCAGUGCAAACAUCUGUAACGUGGGUCUGAUGAGACACAAUGAGCUGUCUGAAGGUAUUGAUGUGCUGGACAGUAAUGGGAAUGUGGUGGGAUCCUCUAAAAUCGCUGCAAGACAUGCAAUCAUGGAGACCGCCUUCACACGUGUGGUCCUCCCGAUGCCGAUCUUUGUCCUGCCCCCCAUCAUCAUGUCCUACCUCGAGAGGCUGAGAUUCCUGCAGAACAACCGCAGAUUGUUGCUGCCCAUCCACAGCCUUGUGUGCCUGGUUACCUUCGGCCUCUCCCUGCCUGUGGCCAUCAGCCUGUUCCCGCAGAUGUCUCAGAUUGAGGUGUCUCGCCUUGAGCCAGAGAUCGCCAUGGCAACAGAUUGCAAGGUGGUGACCUACAACAAGGGUUUAUGAUGGAUGGCACGGUGUAGGAGAGGAGAGGAAAGGGGAGGAAACGAGGAUGGAAAUGAGGCUGCAUUAUGAAUAUCUGUCAGGAGCAGCCUACUGUAGGGUUCCUCCUGUUGACAGGUUUGGGAAUUAUCUGCUGCACUAUCAUAGCAGAGCCUGUAGAUCAUCGUGUACUAAUCCAGGGUUUCUAAACCUUUUUUUAAAAACACUUCUAAUGAUCCUAGCAAUUACUGAGUCAUAGUUUCUUCUGAUCUUGAAAAUGGGACAGAUUUUUUGUCCUUGAUGUUUUCAAGAACAAGGAAGCAGCUCUGUAUAUAGAAAUUAUUAUAUAUUUACUGUAAAAUUAUUUUUUAGCAUUAAUGAGAUUAUUUUAAUAUAUACAAUACAGUGUUUCCCACCAAUGCAUGGUAAUGGCUGCUCAAGUAUAUUUUGAGACAGUUUAACAAUGAAAAUGUUCUUAAAUGCAGUUUAAAUCUGCAGUAACUGACUUUGUCCACUAGUGGGCAGUGGAAACAAACUGUAAACAAAAUAUUGACAGAUCUUGUAAUGAACUUUGUUUUGGCUGCCUACUGGAUUGAAGUUUUUUUUUUCUUUUUUUUUCUUUUUUUACUUGCUAAAUGCUCCGCUGUGUUCACCAACCAGUCACCAACUUUGUCUGUCAUUUACUGCUGAGCAGGCAGAGCACAGUGGGUUUAUCUGAGCUUUUUAGCUGAAAACCUCUGCUAAACUGCAGCCAAAAACAAUGCUGUUAAAAGCAGUGAGACUGAGCAAAAAGUUGUUGGCUAGAAAACAAAAAACAGUGAGGUGAAAAAGGCUAUCAACCUCUCUAGAGCAGAGGUGAACUGCAGAUUUGGGUGAUGUGAAUCUUUUCACAUACAAGAAACUGUGUAAUCCACUGUAAAUAUAUUGAUCUUUGCUGCUUUAAUACCAUCCAUAAGGCUUAGCUUAGCUAGAGCAUCAGACUUGCCCCAAAGAACAGUGCAUGUACACACAUGAUGAUGAUAAUGAUAUGUCAGCCAACUUUAACUUUUACCUACAUUAAGUAUUCUUCAUCCGGGCCCUUUUAAAAUAUGACACUAAUGAAAUGUGGCCAAGACAUGUGCUAAGUGGUACAAUGUACAGUUGAGAAACAAACCUGUUGUUUAGAAACUAGCAAGAGUAAUGGAGACAGUGUCCCUAAAUUAUCUUUGGCCUUUUCGUACUGCAAUUUCUUGUGACUAUCAGUCAUUAAAAAUAUUAAUGGUGAUAUAUCUGCAAUAAGCUAAUACGGGUUGAUAAACUGUAUCUGUGAGAAACUCUGCACUAAUAAGGCUGCAGUGCUGAUAUAUUCUGAUUCUGUAUAAUGAGAAACACUCUGAUGAGGGAAUUAAUCACUAUGAAACAAUGAAGUCCGUCUGGCAGUGGCUGUGUUGUACAUGUCUAUGGGAACAUGGGGAGACUGUACUGUAGAUGUAUAUUACCUUACAUCUUUUUAAACACAUAAUGACAGGUGUAGUGUAUUUUAACCCAAAUAAUGUGAAAAAAAAAUCAACAUACUAUUGACUGCAUUUUUUCCUACAGUAGCCAAACUGUAUAUUAACUUUCCUUCCUGACUUGUAUUAUGGGCAUUUUACUCCACUAUUGACUGUUGGUUAAACCACUGUUGUAUUCCUAAUGAAUUUCUUCUUUUGUACAAUAUUUUAAACCCAAAAGUAUAACCUAUAGAUUAUACUUCUGAUGGUUAAGUAGUAUUUUUAAUUCUUUGUAUAAUACUUUUACUGCUACGACAGGUUUAUUAAAUGUUUGCUAGUCAAACAAUGUGAAACAUUUAUCUAUAUUAUUUAAGAAUAUAUAAUAAAUGCUCUUUCUCCAUUUA